GAACCGGCACGAAAACAAGAGUCCGCAUGCGAGCAUGCUGUAAGUUAUCCGGCUCUUAUUUCAGCCGGUCAUAGAAACCGAGCGAGGAGAAAUGGAGAGGCUAUACUGCUAUAGAAGAAGGACCGAAGUGUCCUUGGUACCCUGCUGGGAACUUGGGGCGCCGGGAAAAUGUCAUGACCUGGAAUUUUUCGCAUGCGUAAUCAGAGUGAAAACGGCUGCCAAGUUUGGGAGUAGGAAAAAAGGCGACAAUUCCAUUGCAGAUUCUGGCAAGGCAUGUGCUCAAUAUGCACAACAAACUGUCGAAUUUUUGGCGAGCUGGAAAACGGCAACCUGGAUCCAGCCCUAUGAUUCCGGGCGGUCCCACUUUCACUGGCAAACUUACACAGGCUGUUGGCGUUUGGGCCCGUCCGGUGCCCUCCUCAGCAUGCCGCAUCCCGAGCAGCCACGCCGGUUAUACCUCCCUGGGGUUGAUUCCAUCGAGGUCGAUAUCAUAUUAUCCAAGGAAGCGUUUGGUUAGGGACUCCGUUUAGUCUCAGUGGUGCCCGCAAUGCGAGUAGACGCGAGUAGAAGGACUAGGAAGAGAUGCAAUGAAUCGGGGUAAUUCACGGUCGUGAAUUUCACUUCGAGCCCGAUGUGCGGGGUUUAAAGGCGAACUCGGAGCUUAUGCUUCGAGUCAAUCGCGGUCAGAGGCUCAGAGCCCGAGUGAGCAGGGAUUAAAGUAAGCAGUCGAGUUGUUAGAAUGAUAAUCCAAAGCAUCAGGCAUGCCGGGGCACAAACCGCGGUCAGCAAGCGCUAAUUGCUCCAGGGACAAGGGAAGGACUUGCUCGUCCUGAACCCCAUGGAGGACGACGGCGAGGGCCUCGAGGGAGCAGCGAGUACUGUGCAAAAGGAUGGAAAGGCUCCAUCAACAGGAUUCCAUCAACUGGAGGCUUGAGCUCUGGAGAAUAAUAUGGUGUACUUUCCUCGAAAGCUCUCCUUCCUGCUUUGCCUGUAUCGAACCGCCGCAGAAGACGAGAAGGGAGCAGGAGGGCGCUCUGCAUCGACAGAUAUUAGAGGCGAUACAGCUGAAACAGCCGGUGUGAGUCUACUCGCUAGCGGGGAUCAUAUGUCUGUGUCAACUCACUCGUGCUGCACGAGAUACCGUUCUUCCAUUAAAGAAAUCCUGCUCAGGUCCUCAAGCUCCAGUCCCCACUAUUAUUCCUCGCAGCAGCGGUUGGAAGUUAUGUUCACGUUGAAUCUCAUCAUCAAUCGUUCUCCUCAUUGCAGUAUUAAUUUAGGAACGUGAUUCAACCGUCGGGCGGGCUGAACUGGGCGGCCUCAAAGUUGCCGAUCGCCCUCUCCCAUGCAUGGUCGCAGGUGGGCUGACCCACGCCUUUGCAAGCGAGCAUGGAGACCUGAAUAUAUUCUUGUCUCAUAUCUUAUGAAACCGCACGGAUUCUCUAUAGGGGCAUUUCCGAAAGUUAUGAUCCUUGUGCCUUCGAUCGCUCUUGUCAUUCUGCUGUGCGGUAGAUGGUUGAUUGGCACUCUAUGGCAAGCAAGCAAGCUAGUCAUUCUCAGUGAGGUGAGUCUUCUGACUUGCGGUUGCUUCUCCCAAACGGCACGUGAAUGAAGAACCAAACCGUGGAGAAACGCCGGUGACACACUUCCCCUUUAUAAAAAGCUUGUCCGUUGUGAGUGAACUUCACUCUCACUGGUAAUAUGUGCUGGACCCCGAUCAAGUCGAGACUACACUAGAUCAAUUUGAUCUCCAGAGUAAACAUUGAGCACGAGGUAUGAGAGGUACUCACUGCAGAGGAAUCACUGCCUCGGAGAAAUGCACGCCAGCUGUCUUCAGGAUCCCAUUCAAUCACACUUCCUUUCUCCUACCGUAGGGUAGGGUUGGGUUGAGUUGAGUUGGUUGAGUUCGGUCCGUCCGGUACAAUUCAGGGCGAAACUUUUUCAUCAGUCAAUAGAAACUGGAGCUUCCAGAUUCCAAGAGUCAGAAAUGUACAGUCCUUGUAAGCUGUCUGUAGAACCACAACAUUUUCCCGGGUCUCAAGUUUACGCUAAUCGCGUGCAAGCGAGGUGCAUGACAUUGUAGAAUUAGCACCCGAAAACGACCGAGAUCGAGCUCGCCUCUGGCUUAACCACUGCCUGAGGAAGGCGAUUGAUUUCUAUUAGCAGGGCGGGGCGGGCUGUGUAGCAGCUAAAAGCGGGGAUGAGAACAAUGUUGUCCGGGUGUACAGGAGCCAGGCAGGAAAUCGAAGCGAACAAUUGUGUCUGAAUUCCGGUUGCUGUUUGAUUUAGGUCGGCUGAGAUUCCAAGGCGCCGCAUACAGAAGAGAAUGUGAGUGUUUUGGCUGCGCAAAACUCGAUGGUGAUGGCUAUGCGUGACCAUCCCUGCGGUCACCGUGCAUCAGCAGUUGUUGCAGAUAGAGCGGGAAAAACGAAGAAAGGGACGCAGGGAGGUACAAUAUAUAUAUUAUAUAAGUGAAUCAGGGGCACGCACAAGCAGAGAAGUUCAUGUGUAUGUUCACGCACGGUGGGGAGUAUUGCAGCGCAUCGAGAAGGUAGUCAGAGGAUCGUGGUGCAAACAGGUUAAGAGGAGAAUAUUGAGCGAGAGGGAAGCUGGAGGCAGCAUUGCAGUCAGAAGGAUGUGCGCUGUGUCGGUCAGAUUCUUUACAGAGAGGGGCUUCUUAUUGAUAAGUAUUGAUAUUGGCGAUUGGACAUACACAAUUAGAAGGGAACCACGUAAUAUGACCAAGGGCUGUGAGAAUGGGCGAAGGAGGCAGGAAAAUGCACGCACAACCCACAAGGGCAGACAACUUCAGAGUUUUCUGGUGCUUCUUGUGAAAAUUAAAGAAUCCCGAGCAGUAAAGGGGCCAGCAAAUCACACGAUAAAGUCCAUGUGCGCUCUGCACCCAGCGUAACCUAGAGUUAACGGUUGUUGAUUACCACUGUCUCAGCCCUUCGAAAUCCAGAGAGGUUGCAAUCUUUUAAUGGCACACCAAUAGACCGACUGGGACCUGACGAAUCUCAUCUCACCUUCCGGAUAAAGUAGAGCCCUUUCCCAUUUACAUCAUGGAUCGUGCUCUUGGUGCCCCCAGAGUUGAGGACAUUGUGUGGACUAAGGAGAAGAGGGUACAGUAGAUUUGCUUGCAAAUGGACCACUUCUUAUCACCUAUGGGCUUUUUUAGAUGUGGCCAUGAGAGCGAUGCACAGUCUGUUACCAGAACGAGUGCACUUGCCAUUACAUCCGCCUCCUCCUGCCGGGGCUCCUCCUGCUGAUCCUUUUCCUCGUCCAUGGUCAAGUUCUUUCUUCCUCAGUGGCGGCUAAGCCAACUCAGUUUCUCUUUGACAGGAAACUAAAAGUGGAGUAGUUGCAGAACAAGGACGAGGGCAACUAGCUAUUGUUCCUUGUGAAAAUCGCUUGUACCUCUUCUCGCUCUGUUCACAAAUCUGAGCACUAUGACUGUGCAGAUCGAUGGUGUGGGUCCCCAGAGCUCUCACUCACCCACUGCCCGCGGACUGAGUGCUUUCUGUCUGAUAGCAUAGCAACAACACAGCAACAAUAUACAACAAUACAACAAACAAGGAUCUCAACAUCAAGCAACCAUCGCACUUGUCUCCACUAAACUAACCUCUGACCACUCCAUCUCCUUCUUCUUCAUCCUAUUGAACACAACUAUUUAGCACGGCCUCUGAGACUACCAGGACCACCAAGGGGUCGUCUGAUUUGCUUUUCCCAUCCUGUCUUCCGUUCUUCAUUUCCCCUGCGGUGCAUGCCUUCAUUCUGAUUUGUUAAGUUGACAGGAUUGAAGCGGUCAUGUAGGCACUGUGCUGGAGUAGCAAGAAAGUGGCCCCUAAAUCCAUUAGUGAUCCAUCAAACACUCAGAGGCCAUAUGAUCAGCAGCAAGCAGGCCAAGCUUGCCCAACCCAGAAGAGCCUUAUCGAGUGGAUUUAGGCAGAAUCAGAAGACUGAUCAGGGUUUGAACAAGGGACAAACGCAGAGGUUCAGUAAGGUGUUGAGAAGUUGUUAUUAGUACAGGUACAGGAUCGGCGGCUGAGAGCUAUUCUCGCCUGUUUGUCCAGAUACCCACCCUUAUUUGGUCUCCAGCCUUCCUGGAAGCUAAAUUUUGGUAAUGAUCAUCUCUUAAGGAUAUAUUUUCAAAAUUGGAAGGCCUUUUCUUGUGCGUGAAGAAACUACUUUUGUUCGGAUGGGAAGGGAAGCCAUUGUGCCAUAUUGAGAGGAUUCUGAGGGACUGGACUCCAGAUUCCGAAAGAGGAAGUGUGUAGAUGUUUCUACCCCGGAAUUUACGUCGGUCGAAAUUGCAAGACAGGCGCUGGGACAGUGAAGAUUGAGCUCAGAGGGCUGCAUUUUAGGCAUCAAAGAAGAAAUUUUGUUGAUGGUUGAGGAUUGUGCACCACUGGAACAUUUCCAAGGGAUGACCACUUUUUCCUGUAUGUGACUCAUCAAUUUUGCAUUCCACGGAAGCAAGACAUAUCCAGCUUAUGAUCG
Molecule: messenger RNA, 4497 nt
Organism: Marchantia polymorpha subsp. ruderalis
Lineage: Eukaryota; Viridiplantae; Streptophyta; Marchantiopsida; Marchantiales; Marchantiaceae
Source: the annotation of a GenBank genome assembly